AUGGACGCGCUCAAGAAGAUAACGGGCAAGCGCAGCAGCAGCGACGCAGCGACAGAGGCAGCGACCGGAUCACGGAGGGAGGUGUCGUCCGCCAGCAACCAGCGGGCGACCGCUGAGGUGCAGCAGCAGUUCAAGGAGCUCACGCUCUCCCCGGCGCAGCGCGAGGGCAAGGAGCCUGUGUUUGAGGGGCGGGUGACAGAGGGUGACCCCAACAAUGUUGGCCACGUGAUCACCACCGCUGGAGGCAGUGGCGCCUCCAAGCAGGUCAUCCGCUACCUCACGGAGCGGGUGGUUGGCAAUGGCUCCUUUGGGGUGGUGUUCCAGGCCAAGUGCAUAGAGACAAGCGAGACGGUGGCCAUCAAGAAGGUGCUGCAGGACAAGCGGUUCAAGAACCGCGAGCUGCAGAUCAUCCGCAUGAUGAGCCACCCCAACAUCGUGCAGCUCAAGCACUGCUUCUACACCACCACCGAGAAGGACGAGGUGUACCUCAACCUGGUGCUGGAGUACGUGCCCGACACGGUGUACCGCAUCAACAAGCACUACACCAAGAACGAGCAGCGCAUGCCCAUCAUCCUAGUCAAGCUGUACACUUACCAGAUGCUGCGCGCGCUGGCGCACAUACACUCCAUCGGAGUGUGCCACAGGGACAUCAAGCCCCAGAACCUGCUCGUCAACAUCAACACCCACGCCCUCAAGCUCUGCGACUUUGGCUCUGCCAAGACGCUGGUCAGGGGCGAGCCCAACAUCUCGUACAUCUGCUCCCGCUACUACCGCGCACCUGAGCUCAUCUUUGGGGCCACAGACUACACCUGUGCCAUCGACGUGUGGAGCGUGGGGUGCGUGAUGGCUGAGCUGCUGCUGGGCAGCCCGCUGUUCCCCGGGGAGAGCGGGGUGGACCAGCUUGUGGAGAUCAUCAAGGUGCUGGGCACCCCCACCCGCGAGGAGAUCCACGCCAUGAACCCAAACUACACGGAGUUCAAGUUCCCGCAGAUCAAGGCGCACCCCUGGGCCAAGGUGUUCUCCAAGCGCAUGCCCGCAGACGCAGUCGAGCUGGUCAGCAAGCUGCUGGUGUACAGCCCCGCGCAGCGCUCCACCGCCCUCGACGCCCUGCGGCACGCUUUCUUCGACGAGCUGCGCGACCCGGCCUGCCGCCUGCCAAACGGCCGGCCGCUGCCGCCGCUGUUCAACUGGAUUGACGGGGAGCUGCAGCAGGCGGCCCCGGAGCUGCAGGCGGCGCUGCAGCCGCGAGCGCCAGCAGCAGCAGCCGCGUCCCAGCCGUAG
This is a messenger RNA of Chlorella variabilis, 1281 nucleotides long. RefSeq lists its product as hypothetical. Bases 1 to 1281 code for a protein of 426 amino acids. Gene Ontology annotation, cellular component: cytoplasm. The record is from RefSeq and is a predicted model, not a curated record. Lineage: Eukaryota; Viridiplantae; Chlorophyta; Trebouxiophyceae; Chlorellales; Chlorellaceae. Gene Ontology annotation, molecular function: protein serine/threonine kinase activity; ATP binding. The transcript is spliced from 12 exons. Gene Ontology annotation, biological process: signal transduction; protein phosphorylation.